CAAACUUAAGACAUGAGUGGAUUGUAACCUAAUUUAAAAAAUGGCGCUGACGGUGAAUGCCGCUGCGCGAGUAUGGAGUCCCUUCAAGGAUCUGCAGGUGGUAGUGGAGGCGGCCAUUCACAAGAGACAGACAGACGCAGUGCACGAUCUAGAGGUUAUGCUGAAGAAGCACAAAACAGACUUCCUCUCCCUGCUGAAAAACAUUCCAAAAAAUCUCACCCACCGAGAGGCGGUGAAGAAGUCUGUGACAGUGGGUCUGCAGGUGCAUGGGGAGCAGCGUACGCAAACGUUCCCUGUGGAGGUGAUUGAGGAGGCCAUAAUCAUCAGUGACCUCUUUGACCUCAAUGAAUACGCCGCCCUGGAACUCCUGCUGGCAGGUGAAGACAACAAGCCAGAUUUCCCAGGCCUGACCCGUGGGUUGGUGGCCGUGCUCCUGUACUAUGACGGGCGACGCAGCCUUGUGACUGCGCUGCGCACUCUGAUCCUGGCCCUAGAGGGCCGCACAUGGACCCUCGGACUCCCUGCGGACCUAGCCCACCUCAUCAAUAACUACGUGCAGAAACUGGUGGAGGAGAACCUUACCAACAAGAUUCUUGGUGUUCUGAAAACAAUGAAUUUAACAGCAGAAAUAGACAAGCUUCAAAACAACAGAGCACUUGGACCACCAAAGCAUAGAAAACAGGUGUCUGACAUGUAUGAGGAGAUACAGGUGACCUGCGCCGAGUGCCUGUUCAGUCUCGCCUGUCAGAGACCGCUCAGCAAGGAUGACACACUCCAGGUGAUCUCCCAUCUGAAGGGAGACAAUUUACUGGCGGCUGAUGGGACCCUUAGUCCAGUAACUCUUGCCCUGCUCAUGGCCCUGCUCUAUUGCUUUGAUGUGUCAGUCUUGGAGAAGGAAGAUGCUGAAGAGGUGACAGGCAGCAUGCCAGUGUUUGGUGACCCAAGCUACGUGGCUGACAUUCACAAGGAGCUCAGAGACACCUCUGGAUGGGGGGAGCCUGGGCUGGGGACAGUGGCCCAGUUUGCCUGGGGUGUCAUGCUGAGGCAGCUGUCACAGUAUCCCAUGGCUGCAGGUGCCAGUGAGUUUUAUGAGGAAGACGAGACAUUCAUGGAUACAGCCAUGGCGGCUCAUGUGUUCUGCUUCCUGGACAAGUCCGUAGUCAGUGUGGACAAGCUGCAUAAGGAGGAGUUCUAUGUGAGAAGACUCCAUGGCCUCGUCACUGACUUCAUUUACCACAUGCCUCUCAAGGUGAAGGAGAUCCGUAACCGUGGGGAUGAGACGGCCCGGAUCUUGAUGGCCCAUUUGCAGGAGGGACAGGAUCCCCCUGGCAACCUAAGACGAGACUUCGAGGAACUGCUCUCACUGAUCUGCUCCCUGUAUGAGAAGGAUCCCCUACAUCUGGACCUGGCCCUUGACUUCUGGUGUCCCCCGGAGCCCCUCAGUCAGCAUGAGUCCUUCCACCACAGACCCCCUCAGAGACAGGUUGCGUUGUACAAGUUCGUGAGGAUGGCAGGGGACCUGCUGCCAGCAACUCUGUAUGUGCCGUACAUCAAGAUGCUGACAGGGUUGGCCUCCACCACACAGAGUGCCCAGCACUGCUAUAACCUGCUCAAGAUGAACGGCAACACAUCAAGCCCAGUCUCCUGGGACCACAUCUUCACCUCCCUGAACCAGUACUUCUCCAGCCUGCGCCGUGAGACUCCGACCUCGGGCGACCAGUCUGUGUCAUACCGGAUGCACAGUCGGGCGAUCACACCCCAGGAGCUGGAAGGCCUGCAGUCUGUACUGGAGCUUGUCAGGAGAGUCUGUGAACAGAAUGAGAACUGUCGAAUCCUGGUGUGUGAGAACCAGCACUGGUCCGUGGUGAUGCUGCUGUUUGGACUGGUGAGUUGCAGCGUUCCGCCCCACAUGAAGUCUGUGCUGCUACGUACUCUCACAGCCCUGGCACGGACUCCUGAGAUUGCAGCAACUCUCUGGCAGACCUUGGAGGCUUCUCAGAUCCUGGUAACGAUUCCCUCGAGCCUUGGCCAGAGUUCUGGUGGGUUCAAAGUGGAACUGGAAGAGGUGGAGUCAAGAAAUGAAGAGUAUCCAAUGACACGAGCCUUCCUUGAGUUCUUGACAGUUCUUACCGACACUCCUGUACCUGCUGCUCUCGGGGCGGGACUUAGAUCCCCGGGAAUAGACCCCUACCUGGCAUACAUUCGGGAUGACGUGCUGCUGAGGUUUGGCACUCGAGCAUAUGUGAAUUCUGGGGAAAAGUGGGAGAUUGCAGCCUCAUGCCUGGGCAUCCUCCACAAGCUCCUGCAGGAGUACGACGUGCAGGCAGACCACUUUGUAGAUCAGGUGGUGGAUGGACCUGCCGGUCAUGUGCUCGCUAACAAACCUGCUGGCUUCACCAUCCUACUGCACAUGCUCAGGGAUAGCCGUCUCUUCCAGAUGGUGGUGCGCAUACUUGAUGACACAAUGAAGCAUUUUGAGACCUUCACUUCCACUGCUGGUCAGAAGCAUUUGGAAAGGUCGGCAUUGCUAUGCCUACAGUUGCUAGGGGAAAGCAUGGUCAAGGAGGAUGAGUUUGUUGCUAUGGUGAGGGAGUCUGGCGCCUCUAUCCUGGUUACGCCCCUAAACAGGCUUCUGCUGAGUAUCAACCCACGCACUGGCAAGGCAGACUUUAUUGUCACCAUCACCAAGUACUUGAUGUUCAACAGUACAAUGCCAGAACACGCUCUGUCGGCCAUGAGGAUUCUUUACAUGGUCUGCAAGUCAGGCCCCAUACAGGCAGAGUUGAUCACUCUCUACACUGAACACAGGGAGACCAACGAGCUACUCCUUCACGGGUUUGUUGAAUGCCUUGAAACUGAUGACGCAGAAGAUGACCAACAGACGGAAAACGAAAUUGCUGAGCAGGAUUCUGAAACCAGUCUAGCCAAGACCCGCAUCUCAACCAGGCAGCACCUGCUAAAGCUGCUGAUUAGCUCCCUUGAUCUGCCGGCUCCCAACCUGGCUCAUUAUCUGCUGGGGUUUGAGAUCCGGAAACCAGUCAGCAAAACAAACCUUCAGGAUCAAGGCAUACUCAGUUCCCAGAAGACUUGCCUUCAUUCCAUCCUGGCAAUUCUUACCAAGGGAGUUGGUUCCAGCGGGAAUGGGCCCCAGUGUCUAGUGGACACCCCCACCCUUGCGGAACUCUGUUACAAGCUCAUCUACCUUUUGUCGGCCAACAAGGACACUUCCCUCCCCACCCUACGGUACCUGCGCACAUCACAUGACUUCCUGUACAGACAGAUCCAGCAUCUACCAUACGAGCAGAAAAACUACAAGCACCCUGUGGCGCGCCACCAAUCCUGGUUGCUGAAGACAGUGGCUGUGGAGCUGAGAGUUACCUCCCUGAACAGACAGCGCUCACACACCCAGCGCCUAAUGAAACUCAUACUGGAUGACUUUGAUGAGGACCAGACAUACGUGCUGCAGCCAGUGGGUGGCGCAGAUGAGUCGGAGCUGCUGUCCUCCAGACUGGCAGACAUAAACCAGUCCUCACAGUACUCCAGGAAUGUCAGAGGGCGCCAGUACCGGCGUCGUAUAAUGAGUAUCCUGGACACCCUCAGCUUUCACCAGCAGUAUCCGGAACACAUGAACCUGGAGUUCUUUGACACAAACCUCAUUCAGCAGGUUGUUGGUAGCACUGAAAGGAAAGAUGAGGAUGGGGUGACGUUCUACGAUGUGAAGACUCUCCACAGGAUCCUGCUGAACGAACUCAACAACCUGCAGGGAACCACAAUGGCUGGGCAGAGGCAGAGAAUACUCGAGGAGAUUGAGGAUAUUCUGCGAAUGGUGAUUGAGCGUAACAAGGUGUGCCAAAGUCUGUUCUGCAAGCAGCAGGGGUUUGACUCGUGGAGGCAGGUGGUUGAGGUUAUACUGUCAGCCUGCCCUGCUGACCUGCUCCAGGGAGAGACCAGGCAGACCGUGCUGUUUGAGAUACUGCAGGACCUCCUGAAAAAGGUUGCAGACGACAAUGCCCUUCCAGAGUUAACUGCCCCUGUGUCUGGUGUCCUGCUAACCCUGAUGGCCAACCUUCGCCAGUGCUUCAUGACGCAUGACGAGUUGCCUAGUGACCAAGAACGGCGCGACCUUCAAUACGUGACCUUGCUGGACAGGUCUGCAGGGGUCAGCAACACAGCCGUGUCCUGGGACAAGGGGUCAGGGUCAAGGACACUGUUUGCAACCUCACUGCAGAUGGUUUUGAAGGGACUGAUCGAGCACACCCUGAGAUGCAGUGGAGCCCAGCAGAGGGUGAGGGCCAGACUGUAUGGAGCCCUGCUGUACUACCUGCAGAUAGCCAGCAAACCCAAGAGUUCACAGGCACAUCUCCAAGAGGAGCCCAGUGGUGGCGUAGAGUCUCGUCUACUGGCGGCCUCUGACACAGAGUUUGAUCAGCUGCGCAGGGAGAACAUCGCCACCAUCCUCACCUACGGGGACAGCUUCAUGGACCUGCUGUGUAGGGACGCAUGUGACGGGCUGGAUGUGGGCAGGAUGCUGGCCCUGUCUGUACUGGACUGUAUCCUAAUGAUGGACAAGUUCAACCAGUGGCUGUCCUUCAUCACCUCCAAGGGUUACCUACAGCACCUUGUGGACAGCCUGGCAGUUGACGAUGAGAAACUCAUGGCUCUCCUGGGUGGAGGUGUGAACAACCUCAAAGUGCUCUACUUGUACGAGUCCAAACUGAGCCUGUUGACCCGUGUGGCCGAGACAGCAGUAGGGGCCACAACUCUUCUGAGAUGUGGGGUCAUGCAGAAACUGGCAGAGUGCUCCUUCUUUGAUAUGAGGCCUGACAUGGACAGAUCCCAGUCUGUGUACAAUACUGAAGAUGACUUCCUACCAGAUCCGGUAUCCAGGUACAGGCACCUGCUGUUCACUAGCCUGCGCUUCUGUCUGGCCAUCCUGACAUCUCUCGGGUCGGAGAACAGGGAGGCUGGAACACAGGUAAUGCAGUUCAUCAUCUCCCACGGCGACAUCUUCCACUCCAUCCUGCUGGACCGUAGGCUGACCUUGAACCUUCAUGCCCUACAGGAGCUUGCACUCACCACAGCUGUCAUAUGUCGGGCCAACAGUCAAGAGGAAGAACAGUACGCAGAGGUUGACUCGGCAGAGAUAGAGUUCCGUGGUCACAAGCUGCGUAUCCAGCGUCACAUGGUGUCCCUGCUCCCUAAGUACUGCGUCUCUGAGAAGCUUACCAAGCAGCUAAAGAACCUUGAUGUACCUGCAGACGAUCGUGUGGACGUCUGUGCAAAAGUGACGCAAGCGUAUCUAGAAGUAGCAACCAAUGUGACGUCAUUCUGUCGGGCACUAGUGUCUAACUCUGGUCCCAAUGUUCAGUACUGUAGGGUGUUGUUCUGGCCAAACAUGGAGGAAGCCAUGGUCAGAGAUCUGCAUGGAAGUGGAGAUUUCUCGAUGUCCACUCUGAGUCCUGCCCAACUGCCUAACCUGGGAAUUGUGGUGUACGAGUUGAAGCAGUGCACCAACCAGUUCCUGGCGGUGUAUGAGACAAGGAAACUGCACCUGAGCAAACUGCAGGGCCUCUCUGAGCUCAGUGUGGAGGACUUGAAACAGUUUUCUGGUAUAGCUGAUGGAGAAAAGAUGUCGUCCCAGCAGAGACAGGGCCUGGCCAGGAGGAAGCUGUCCCAGAUCAUAGCUUACAACUACAGGGAGCUCCAGGCAUACUCAUUCAUCAUAGAGAACACGUUGUUCCUGCUGUGGCGCCACCUUGAGUACUACCUGCUUCACUGCGUGCCUAGCGACCGUGGGGCAACCCAGUUCCAGGCGCAGGCUAGACGCCAGGCACAGAUCAGGAGGCUCCAGGACUCUAUUGGUCUUGGUUCUUCCCCAAGCCAGACUGGUAGUGGUGACUCGGUGGGCUUGAGUUUUGACCUGGACGACUCGAGACGUCAUGUUCGUCAACAGGACAUAGAGGCACUCAAGCAGGCGGCGCUUACCGUUUGCAGCGAGUCACUAUUCAAGAAGAUACUGGAAAUCAAUCAGACAUUCUGCAAAAGUCGAAGCCACUAUGGUUUUGUUGAGGCUGUGGUCCGCAGAAUAAGACGCCUACUUCGCCUGCACACUGGCUCUUGAGUACUCGAACAUGGCCGUCACUGAAUUGAGCCGCAUUCUGAGAAAACUGGGCUUAAUGCAUAUGCUCAACGUUUUGUCCCAGAUUUGCCGGUGCAGGUUAAUCAAGGAUGAAACUUUUUGCUUAAAGUGGAUUUUGUUAAGCAGAAAUUUCCUUUAUAUCAAAAUUUUAAAUAGCCUGUGCUGACUGUAUAGGCUAAUCUGGGACGAAACUUUACAGUAUAUGAAUUAAAUUACUUCAACUGCACACUGGCUCUUGAGUAUAGGAACAUAACUGUCACCAACUUGUGAAGUUGUUAUGAAAGUACCUCUGUUGUUUUGUGUUAUUGAUAAACUGUAUGAACAUCAUUAUCAGAUUUAAAGUUGCUAUGGCUAUUACAUUGUGAACUUAUUUUGAUAGUAUAACAUUUGUUGAAAUCUGAGUAAUUUUGAAACCGACACUAAGAAACAAAUUCGACAAUAUCACAACGUGCAAAAGGGGAUGAUUAUACAAUGUAACAAUUAUUAUAUGUUCAGUUAAUUUUUACCCCUAAAGUAAAUUAAUUGUCCUACUGAAACAUGUACAAAAAACAUGUUUUUGUAGACUAAUGUGUAAAACUCAAAAUAUAUGUUUAACAUUUAGUAUUUUUGGUAUUUGAAAGAUAUAUGUUUCAACUGAAAUAUUAAUAGUGCAUGAGACAAGUUCUGUUAUUAUAUAUUUGAACCAUUUCUUGAAAUACUACAUUUAAAUCAUUUGCCAUGUUAUUUAACUAUUUAUUUAGAAAAAAACAACAACAUCAAACUAUGCUGAUUAUUGAUUCUUAUUAAGGUGUAAACCCCCCAUAUACAUGUAUAUAUAAGAAGUGUGCAUAGUCUUUUUCUUCAGAAUGGGAAAUACAUUUAUGUUAAAUAACUAUGAUAUACAAUAUUAUACUAAAAUUGUUUUGCUAUGAAAUUUGUCAGAUGAAUAACUGCAUUUUUUCAUACCCUUUGUACUUGAAUGUCAUGCAUAGACCUGGACUAUUGUGUCUGUCAUCAGGUUGUAGAAAACAGUCAUAUUAAUUACCACAUUCACAUAUUAAUAUUUGUUAAAAAAUGCAUUCACAUCUACUUUUUUUAUAUUGACAAGCUUAAUUAAUAAUGCACACCUAAUUGCAUCUGAACUGAUUGUGUUCUUAUAAAAGUUCUUAUAAAUAAAUGUGACUGAAUUUCUA
This is a messenger RNA of Dreissena polymorpha, 7311 nucleotides long. Its product is annotated as nuclear pore complex protein Nup205-like. Gene Ontology annotation, molecular function: structural constituent of nuclear pore. Gene Ontology annotation, cellular component: nuclear pore; nuclear pore inner ring. The record is from RefSeq and is a predicted model, not a curated record. The coding region runs from base 41 to 6121 and encodes 2026 amino acids. Lineage: Eukaryota; Metazoa; Mollusca; Bivalvia; Myida; Dreissenidae. The transcript is spliced from 41 exons. Gene Ontology annotation, biological process: nuclear pore organization.